AUGGAAGCCGUCGGCCUCCUUGCCGAUCAUCCCCUGUGCAGUGGAUGCGCUGUAGCCGCAGCGGCGUUGCUUUAUUCAGCUGCCACGCGCAAGCCCGAGCCUCCCGCAGAGGUUCAGGCUGCAGCGAAGGCCAAAGAGCCUUGGGAGUCCCAUGUGGUGCCAGCCCUGAGCGGCCUACAGGAACUCGCGCCGGGCCACCUGUGGCAAGUCUCCGCGAAAGGCGCGUCCAAUGGCCCUCCGAUGAGGAACAUGACCCUCUACCGGCCGCCGGGCUCACGUGACUUGGUGGUUUUCUCGGCGGUGGCAUUGGAGCCGCCUUUGAUGCAGCAGGUGGAGGCCUUGGGAAGGCCGGCUGUCUUGGUGGUCCCGAAUGCCUACCACCGCGAAGAUGCCGCAGUUUGGAAGGCGCGCUAUCCGGACCUCAAAGUGUGUGCUCCUUCUGGCAGCAAGUGGAUCCAUGAGCGCAUCUCGAAGGUUGUGUCUGUGGACUUCGACGCGCGAGAACUGAGCCAGCUGUAUGGCGAUGCUAUCCAAGUGGAGGCCAUAGACGGUUGGAAUGAAAACAGCACGGAGGUCUUCGAGUACUACUACACCCUGAAGCUCGCGGAUGGCACGCGGGCCUACUACGUUUGUGACAUGCUCCUGCGCACCGACCCAGGAUUCAUGUCCUGGGUCUUCGGCUCCGGUCCUCUUCCCGGAGGGUUCCCUCGCGUGGGCCGCCUUGGCAAGCUCUUCCUCCAUGACCGCAAGCGCGUGGCGAAGUUUUAUGUCCAGCUCGCGCAGCAGGACAUCAGUAUCAUCUGCUAUGCCCACGGUGAGGCAUUCCGAGGAGACUGCCGCACGCUUGCCACCUUUGACCCAAUCGAAUUGUUCCCCAAGGCUUCCAAGUCACUAGUCGAGGUCACCAAACUCUUGAGCUGCCGAGCCAUGGGUGAGAAUCGGACAGUGGCAAGCCGGACAAGUUACAUCACCAACGCAGUGGAGCAGAUGGUUGGUCAUGCGGGUUCGCGUGAAGUUGCCUCAGACGCAGGCCACCUGUCCUCCAACAAGCCGUUCCGCUACAUGGUGCUGCGGUAUGUCCAGUGGUCAGAACUCAUACCCAUAUUGAGGCUGAAGGACCAUCAGGUCGUCCUUAGGGACUUUCGCUACAAGCCGGAAGACUCGUGCAACGUUGUGACCACCUACUUCAGCACUCAGCUCGAGGUCGUGAUGGCAGCCGUGCAGGAAAAGUUUGCUUGGCUCGAUGACGAAGACGAUCCUCGCAUCAUCCGGGCGGCUCUGCAGGACGAUGAGUUUGUGCUAUUGCUUCGAGGAUACUUCGAAGCAGGAGACACCGAAAGGAGAGGCCGGAGUCUCAUCGAAAUCGUCGAGGAGCGAAUCCAGAAGGGCUCCGGCUCACGAGGCAACCCGCAAGCAACCUUCAACAUCCUGGCUCGUGCAUUCGGCAGGGCUCCUCUGGCAGCUGGCUCUCGGAUCAGGAGGGAGGACCUUGGGGACCAAAUGAACCCAGCCUGGUCACCAAGUCGACCCGCGCACAUCUCCUGA
This is a messenger RNA of Symbiodinium natans, 1545 nucleotides long. NCBI's taxonomy places the organism in Eukaryota, Dinophyceae, Suessiales, Symbiodiniaceae. The record is from the annotation of a GenBank genome assembly.